Messenger RNA from Manis javanica (Malayan pangolin), 2907 nucleotides. RefSeq names its product SEC14 like lipid binding 1 (gene SEC14L1). Gene Ontology annotation, cellular component: cytoplasm; cytosol. The record is from RefSeq and is a predicted model, not a curated record. Gene Ontology annotation, biological process: negative regulation of RIG-I signaling pathway. Lineage: Eukaryota; Metazoa; Chordata; Mammalia; Pholidota; Manidae. Gene Ontology annotation, molecular function: RIG-I binding.
GGAGCGGCGGCGGCCGGCAGUGGGACGGCGACGGCACCGCGGAGCUGCCGGCAUGAGCACUCCUCGCCACCUCGCGGCCCGGGCCUGGCCCUUCUGACGGAAGCUACACUUUGUGGUCCUUGAGUAUACUCCAUUUUGUACCUUUGAAUAUUCCCUCAGCAUAUCCAGCAUGAAAUAACAUUCUUAAUGAUUAUCCUCGACAGGACAGGUGUGAGAGGAUUGCUAUUGUAUUACAAUCAUGGUGCAAAAGUAUCAGUCACCAGUGAGGGUGUAUAAACACCCCUUUGAGUUGAUUAUGGCUGCCUAUGAAAGGAGGUUCCCUACAUGUCCUUUGAUUCCGAUGUUUGUGGACAGUGACACUGUGAAUGAAUUCAGGAGUGAGGAUGGGGCCAUCCAUGUCAUAGAGCGGCGCUGCAAACUGGACGUCGACGCGCCUAGACUGUUGAAAAAGAUUGCAGGAGUUGAUUAUGUUUACUUUGUCCAGAAAAACUCCCUGAAUUCUCGGGAACGCACUUUGCAUAUCGAGGCCCGUAAUGAGACGUUUUCUAAUCGGGUCAUCAUCAGUGAACACUGCUGCUACACCGUUCACCCUGAAAAUGAAGAUUGGACAUGUUUUGAACAGUCUGCAAGUUUAGAUAUUAAAUCUUUCUUUGGUUUUGAAAGUACAGUGGAAAAAAUUGCAAUGAAACAAUAUACCAGCAACAUUAAAAAAGGAAAAGAAAUAAUUGAAUACUAUCUCCGUCAGUUAGAAGAAGAAGGCAUAACUUUUGUGCCCCGUUGGACUCCACCGACCACUGUGCCCUCUUCAGAGGCAUCCUCAAAGGGCAAGAAGCAAGCGGCCGCGUUGGCUCUCAUCACCCCAGACGCUGCUGUGCAAGAAGGGCUGAGUGGGGAGGCGCUCGGCAGCCCCAGUGGGGCCCCUGAGCCUGCGGUGGGGCCCCCUGAUGACAAACUAGAUGCAGACUACAUCAAGAGAUACCUGGGUGACUUGACUCCACUACAGGAGAGCUGCCUGAUCCGGCUUCGCCAGUGGCUCCAGGAAACCCACAAGGGCAAAAUCCCAAAAGAUGAGCAUAUUCUUCGGUUCUUACGAGCCCGGGACUUCAAUAUUGACAAAGCCAGAGAGAUCAUGUGUCAGUCUUUGACUUGGCGAAAGCAGCACCAGGUAGACUACAUUCUUGAUACCUGGACUCCUCCCCAGGUCCUUCAGGACUACUACGCAGGAGGCUGGCACCAUCAUGACAAAGAUGGGCGGCCCCUCUAUGUGCUCAGGCUGGGGCAGAUGGACACCAAAGGCUUGGUGAGAGCCCUCGGCGAGGAAGCCCUGCUGAGAUACGUUCUCUCCAUAAAUGAAGAAGGGCUGAGACGAUGUGAAGAAAAUACAAAAGUCUUUGGUCGGCCUAUCAGUUCGUGGACCUGCCUGGUGGACCUGGAGGGCCUGAACAUGCGCCACCUGUGGAGGCCGGGGGUCAAAGCCCUGCUGCGUACCAUCGAGGUGGUGGAGGCCAACUACCCCGAGACGCUGGGCCGCCUUCUGAUUCUUCGUGCCCCCAGGGUAUUCCCCGUCCUCUGGACGCUGGUCAGUCCGUUCAUUGAUGACAACACCAGGAGGAAGUUCCUCAUUUAUGCAGGCAAUGACUACCAGGGUCCUGGAGGCCUGCUGGAUUACAUUGAUAAAGAGAUUAUUCCAGAUUUCCUGAGCGGAGAGUGCAUGUGUGAAGUGCCCGAGGGCGGACUGGUCCCCAAAUCUCUGUACAGGACUGCGGAGGAGCUGGAGAACGAAGACCUCAGGCUCUGGACUGAGACCAUCUACCAGUCUGCAAGCGUUUUCAAAGGAGCCCCGCAUGAGAUUCUCAUUCAGAUUGUGGAUGCCUCUUCCGUGAUCACUUGGGACUUUGACGUGUGCAAAGGAGACAUUGUCUUCAACAUCUAUCACUCCAAGAGGUCACCACAGCCACCCAAAAAGGACUCCCUGGGGGCACACAGCAUCACGUCCCCAGGAGGGAAUAAUGUGCAGCUAAUAGACAGGGUCUGGCAGCUGGGCCGCGACUACAGCUCGGUGGAAUCACCUCUGAUCUGCAGAGAAGGGGAGAGCGUGCAGGGCUCACACGUGACACGGUGGCCAGGCUUCUACAUCCUGCAGUGGAAAUUCCACAGUAUGCCAGCAUGUGCUGCCACCAACCUGCCCCGGGUGGAUGAUGUGCUGGCUUCCCUGCAGGUCUCUUCACACAAGUGUAAAGUGAUGUACUACACAGAGGUGAUCGGCUCUGAAGACUUCAGAGGUUCCAUGACCAGCCUGGAGUCCAGCCACAGCGGGUUCUCCCAGCUGAGCGCCGCCACCACCUCCUCUAGCCAGUCUCACUCCAGCUCCAUGAUUUCCAGAUGGCGAUUUUACUGACAGCCGCCAGGAAAAUGCUUCACUCAACAGCCCACAGCAGCCCAGGGAUGUUUGUAAAACUAUUUGAACUGCAGCCACCCCUACCCCCCAUUUGAAGAUGUAUUCUUUUAAAGUUGAUUGAGAAGUGGCACCGUUGUGUCCCCAAAGGGUUGAAUGCAUCUUUAAGAGUUCAAAGCACAUGCCUGCACAAACACGCACAGGGUUUACUCCUGAGAGCAGCUCCCCUCCUUGGGGGCCUGUGGUCUGUGUCAGGUCUCCACUCUCAGUGCCCCGCACUCUUUAAAGUGCUGCUGUCAUUUCUCCCCCCUCAGCAUUCGUAGCUCUUUUGCUUCCCUUUCUAUUACUAGUGUCUUAAUUCACUUUUCCUUCCUAAAUUCAUUAUUUACAUAUAAAACUCUGUAAAUGUUUUGUAAACAUAUUACCUCACUCUUGGUAAUACAAUACUGAUAGUCUUUAAAAGAUUUUUUUAUUGUUAUCAAUAAUAAAUGUGAACUGUUUAAAGAAAAGAA